AUGGUUAAUUUUAUAUCUGAAUUCAGUGUACAAGACAUAGCAGGUAAUAAAGUCAGAAAACUCCGUACACGCUCUAUAAGAUCUCAAGUAAAAGAUGCAAUUUUUGAAGGUUUUAAUGCUUAUUUUAAGCCAAAAUACCGAUACAAAAUGAAAUAUUCUAUUCAAAUGGGCUUUGAGAUCUCAAUGAAUUCAAUUUAUUGCCUUCAGUUAUUUUUAUUUUAUUAAAAUUAAAAAAAAUAUUUUUUAUUUUUUUUUUAAAAUAAAAAAUUAGCCUUCAGUUAUUAACCCUAGUUUUACACCCUGGGGUGAAAAUAUCUGAGUGAGAUCGUUAUUCAUUGAUUUGGUAUAUUAUUAGCUAUUUUAGAUUCGACAAUAUCUGCGCGGAUUUGAAAGGUUUACAUCAUUGUUUUUAUGGGUCUUCAUUUUUAAUUACAUUUGGCUUUAUCUCUUUGUGUAUAACAUCUUUGAUGUGUUAUUGGAAGCGCAGUAUCAAUGGAAACCUGAUUUAUUUGCCUGGGAAAAUUUUAGAGUUUUUAUCGACAAUUGGAUAUCUGCCAGCUUUGAUGAUAAAUUUGAUUGUUAUUAAAUAUUCAUUUUACCCUGAAUCAUCAAUAGAUGAGUAUAUGAUAUUUUAUAUAUUAAUAUAUUAUUUAUUUUUUUUUUAAAAAAUAUAUUAAGCAUUUUAAUAAAAAUUGUAUAACUCACAUGGCACCUUAAAUAUGCAGCCAAUUUCAGCUUUUUGAGGCAUAAUUGGACUUAUUGAUGCAUUUUUAUUAUAUUUUUUUGCAAUUACCCAUGAACUUUUUACUGCUGACGUUUGCCACUCUUUUGCUGAACGGAAUAUCAGAGCACGUGCUGACACUGGAAUUGAUAUAAAAGUCCUAGGCCAUAAAACAGCUAUAGCCAUUAUUUAUGUUUACGCAGGGAUUUCUAAUAUAACCUUAUACCACCUUUAUAUUAUGAUUUCUACAGGCUUUUUAUCCUACCUUAUGUUUACAUGUAAUUCUUAUUUUAACCCUUUUGUGGAUGCUUUAAAAAUUUCUGUCAUGCUUGGGAUUUCGAUUUUUGAUGCUUUUUUUUUGCUAGCAUUAUGAAUUGAUGAUGCAGGGGUCGUGGUGCUGCUUAGUAUUGUAAUAUUUCCUCUGAUAUUUGCUGCAAAUAUAUAUUAUAUAAGCAAACUUUCAAAAAGUUAUGCAAAUUCUCCAAAAGAAGUGUCAAAUCAGCAUAAUUUUGAGCUGAAUAUGAGGCAUAUGCUUAUUGAUAGGUCUGGAAAAUUUAAUGCAAGGGUUGUAUACAUUAUAGUCUUUAUAAGGAAUUUUCAAGACUAUUUUUUUUAAAAUGAUAAUUUAUUUAUUUAAUAAUAGAAAAAUUCAUUGAAAUAUAUAAAAAACAAAUAUUUUUUAUCGAAAAAUUAUUGGUCGCUUGAGAAGUUAACUAUUGUAUUCAUACAAUAAAAGAUUUAGGGCUAGCAAGAAUAAAAUUUGCAAGAAUGACGCAUGCUAAAGCUAGUAUGGAUGGGGUUGUACAGGAAUGAAGGAUUAAAAAAUGAUUAGAUAACAAUAAAAAUGAAAAUUUUUGCAUAGAAACUGAUUUUUUAUUUUAUUUAAUUGAUUUAGAAGAAGCUGAAAAAGAUGAUGAAAAACUAUGCUGCGAUUUGAUAUCCUUAUGGAACGAAGUGACAUGCAAAAAGCCACGCCUCGGCAAACUAGAAAGUUUAGCCCACAAAGUUUCAAAAUUAAUAGAAAAACUUAAAGAUGAAUAUAUGUCCUUAAUCGCUUAUAAGCACGCUAAAGCUUUUGAGCUGUAUGGGAGUUUCUUAAUGAAUGUCCUUAAUGAACAUCAAUUUGGAAAUUUAAUCAUGAAUAAGCGAAACAGCUUUAAAAAUCCUGAUUUUAAGUCGAAAAGUGAAAAGAGAUUGACAAGAUUUGAUGAUGAAAAUGGGAUUAUACUGAUAUCAGCUAGUAAAAAAGACCUUGGGGAGAUUGUGUAUAUUAAUCAAAAAGCUGCAGAAAUAUUAGAAGAAAAUAUUCAUAGCGCUACGGGCAAUAAAAUAUGACAGUAUAUCCCUAACCCUUAUCAAGACUCCCACCGCCAAUAUAUGACUGAAUGAAUAGAAAAUUGUAAAUCAACUGAAGUGCCAACACCUAAUGCUUUAUUUUUUUUAAAUCAAAUGGGCUUUUUGGUUGACUGCCAAGUUCUGAUUAAAUUGACUGCAUUUAAUGGAUAUUUAUACUUUAUGGCGACCUUAAAAAUAGUGCAGUCCCUUAGGCAGGUUGCAUUAAUAUCAGAGAAUGGGUUUAUAUAUCACCAUAGCUCACAUUUUUUUUUAGAAUAUUCCUAUUAGGAUGAAUAUUAAAAAAUUAAAACUUUUUUUUAAAAAUAAUUUAAAUAAUUGUAAAUAGAAUAUUUAAAUUUUAAAAAAAUACCUAUAGGCUGCCAAUAUAUCCAAAAAAUUCUCCCAGAAAUUAAUUUUGAAGCUAUGACGAUUUAUGAGCCAGAAAUGAUUUCUCCUAAUGGAAUUGAUAUAGCUGCAGUUCAUUGUAUAAAAAAUUAUUCAAAAACCAGAAUUCAUUAUAUUUUGCUAAUCACUGAUCCAACUGAAAUAAAGCAAUGAAAUAAAGGGCUCGACUAUAAUCAGCAAGAAUAUUUUAAACGUCAGGAAUCAUUUUUUGACUCAGAUAAUCUAUGGUUUUUUAUAAAAAUAAUCCAAAAAAAAAUAUAGCCAAAAUCUUAUUCCUAUGAAAAAUAAACCUUUCCCUAUUAAUGUAUUUAUUAAUUCUCCUUACUCCAAGCAAGCUUAUUUGUGGGGAUUUUUGCAGAAAAUUUUCAAAUAGUAAAUUUUAUAUGAAUAGAUCUUAUUAUUGGUGGUAAAUGUCAAAAAUUAGCAAUUUUCGCUUUUUAUCUGAAAAAACCCCAAAUUUCAAUUUAGUCAUAUUUGAAAACUUCCACAAAAAUCCCAACAAAUAAGCAAUUACUGGAGGGGAGUUAAAUAAUAAUAAAUACAAAUAUUGACCUUCCUCCUGGUCUAACUGACUCCCCCAUAAUAAAAAAGCGAGUUCACUUAACCCGUGAAGAAAACACUGACAUUUCUCAAACCAUCGAGCUUUCCCGAAUUGACGAAAUUGCAAAAAAACGAAAAUUCAGCCACAUUGACGACAGAUCCAUAACUGCGUCGAUUUUACAAAGCAACUCUUCAUCAGUCGCCAAAAGUAACUUUUAUUAAGCUCGUGGGAAAUCUACCAUGAUAAAAUCCGAGACGUCUUUAAAAAGAUUUAAAUGAAUUUUAUUUAUUUCGGUAAAAAAUAUAUAGAUGAUCAUAGUUAUAGCGACCAAUAUAGCAAUUUCUGUGUAUAUAUCAGAAGCGGUAAACCAUUCGAAGUCUUUUAAUUCCUUCAAAGAUUUAGCAAUUAUUUUGUAUAGAUUGGCGUCUAUGGCUGAAAUUUCACGUUCAAUUUAUUUUAGUAUCAAGACAAAUAUUGAUUUUAAUGAAAAUCUUGAUUUAAUGAACGACGCCAUUAGUGAGAUGUCGAAUUAUCAUCAAGCUUUAAGGGAUGAUGCCUAUGAGUGAAGUUAUUGUCCGAGUUCUGAUAUUGUAUCAAAUGAUAUAAUGGCUUCGUGAACAGCUAGUAAUAAACAAGAGAUUAUCUAUACAAAUUUACUUGAUGAAAUUCAGGAUGAAAUUAUAUUGUUAUUUAUUAAUUGUGCAUGAAAAUUUUUUUUAAAUUUUUUAAAUUAAAACUUUCAAUAAAAAUAGAAUAAUACAGUAUUUUUUUAUUUAGGCAAAUAAAUUGGUAAUAAAAGCAAAAAAUAAUGAAACUUUUGACGAUGAAAUGAGAUAUCUGAUUUCAAAUGGACUAGAAAACGUAUAUCAGCAGACAAAUUCUUCAUUAAAUCCUCCCCCCCCAAUUAAUAGCGGACGAAAAAAUCGUCCGCUAUUAAUUGGGUCAUAACUUAAAAAGUUUGAUAUUUUUAUAUAUAUUUUUCUAUUUAAAAUUUUUUAUAAAAGGCCUGAAAAAAAUGCAUUUUUAAGUCAAAAGAGUAGCAUUAAAUCUAAUAAAAUGGAGUUGAAUGGAGAAGCCAGAAAGAGAAAAGACUAACAACUGGUGAUAAGCUAGUUAUUGCACAAUUCUUGGUCACAAAAACAGCGAUCUUUGCGCUUAGACCUCUCGCCUUGAGGUCCCAAGACAUAGCUGGGCCAAUUCCUGGCUCCAAAAACCAUGCCCGGAUAUACACAGGUAACCGUCUCAAGAGGACGGGUCAGAAGUCAUCCGCCAUUUUAUGUAUAUUAGUAAAUUUAUAAUGAACGAUUAUCUUAUAUAAUUUAAAAUUUUUUAUAGUAAAAAAAUUUCCGUUAUUAAAUGGUACCUAAGGGUCCAUUUUUAGGGAAAAAAAAAAACAUUGAUUUCGUCCGCUAUUAAUUGGGGGGGUGGAGUAAAGAAAUCUUGUGAGGUGUGAAAUUAAUAGGAUUUCGGAAAUUUCUAAUACGAUAACUAUCCUUAUGGUAGCAGGGAUCUGUGUCCUUGGGUUUUGUACAAUAAUCCUUGUUUAUUAUAUUUUUUAUAUAAGCAAAAAAUAUAAUGUUUUAUGAAAUUUUAUCAAGACAAUUACUCAUUCAGCAUAUUUUGAGCUGAAAAGAAGCUGCUUAGAAAGGCUUUGCUCUAUCCAUGGAAAUGAUUACAAUCAGGACGAAGUUGACUCUGUGUACAGAAAUAAAGAGCCAGACGAAAAGCUGACAUUUAAAGAAAACCAAAAAUUUAUUAUGCGAUUAAGUAUAUUUUUAUUGCAAACAGCUGCUUAUUAUAUAUGCUUUUUCAGAUAUACCAAUUGUCCGAGGAUGGCGCUAUCUUGCGCCAUCCUCGGGCAAUUCAAAAAUGGCCCCACACCGGGAAUCGAACCCACGUGUGGGGCCAUUUUUGGUGUGUGGCCAACAUAGACUUACACGCACCAAAAAUGGUCCCACACGUGCGUUCGAUUCUCGGUGUGGGGCCAUUUUUUGAAUUGCCCGAGAAUGGCGCAAGAUAGCGCCAUCCUCGGGCAAUUCCUAUAAAAUUUAUUUAUUUUUUUAUAAAAAAAGAAAAAAAUUAUCUUUACCCAAAGCAUUAUAGUAGUUCAUGCUGUUCUUUUUUCUUCUUGUGAAGACUUAUUACACGAAAGACCUAAAUUAUUGACAAAUUAUAUUCGUAGGCGAGCCCUUGUCCCAACCAUAAAUUUCUGGUCAAGAGAAUCUGCGGUAUAUGGAACGCCUAUUGGUCUCCAAAUAAUUUUUUCUGAAAGUGUUGUAUAUGAAAAUCCUGAUACAGAACUUGAUAAAGCAAUAAAUCUAUUUAAACUGGCUGAUGCUGAGCUAAUAGAUUAUAUGCAUUAUAUGUCUAAUAGUCUGAGAGCCAAGCUUUAUGAGCAUUCAAGCGCCCCAAAUUAUCAGUAUAAAUAUGGAGGGCUAUGAUUGAAUAAUUUAUUGACAUUUGACUCCCUAGCAUUAAAGCAUAUUGAAGAUGAUAAAAUGCAAGAAAUGAUGAAAACAACUAGAGAUUAUGCUAUUAUUCAGCAGGCUAUGGCCACAAAUUUUGAUAUUAUUAACAAGUCUUCUGAAAAUAUGAUUUCUGAUAAGCUGAAUUCCAUUAUUUAUGCAGUUGUAAUGUAUGCAUUGUGUUGUUUGAUUUUGUAUUUUUUUUACUAUUUGCCUUAUCUAUCGAGAGAAAUUAAAAGACUUUAUAAAUUGCAGUUAAUUAUAGCUAUAAUCCCUAAGGUAUAA
Messenger RNA from Blepharisma stoltei, 5752 nucleotides. NCBI's taxonomy places the organism in Eukaryota, Ciliophora, Heterotrichea, Heterotrichida, Blepharismidae. The record is from the annotation of a GenBank genome assembly.